Nerophis ophidion (straightnose pipefish) is the source of this 3302-nucleotide messenger RNA. RefSeq names its product GATA zinc finger domain containing 1 (gene gatad1). Gene Ontology annotation, molecular function: sequence-specific DNA binding; zinc ion binding. NCBI's taxonomy places the organism in Eukaryota, Metazoa, Chordata, Actinopteri, Syngnathiformes, Syngnathidae. Gene Ontology annotation, biological process: chromatin organization; regulation of DNA-templated transcription. The record is from RefSeq and is a predicted model, not a curated record. The coding region runs from base 306 to 1073 and encodes 255 amino acids. The transcript has 5 exons. Gene Ontology annotation, cellular component: nucleus.
AAGAAGAAACGUUGUUUUUUUAUUUUUGUCAAUGGCGGCUGAUCUCCGGACAAGAAGACAAGGCUGACAACAACAAACAUGUUGGCGCCACAAACUAACAUGUUGGCGCCAUAAACUGACACGUUGUCCCGCCAUUUCCUACCGCUUGUCCCUUUUGGGCUCGGCGCAUGAACAUUGUCUCCAUGACUGAGAUGAAGUAGUGCUAGUGAGGCCUGUCGUCAUCCACAUCCCGCCUUUCUUCUCCCAGCCCGCCUUUAACAGGAAUAUUAUCAAUAUUCAUAUUAAUAAUAAUAUUCCUCGUCGUCAUGCCGCUGGGCGUGAAGCCGAGCUGCUCGCAGUGCAAGAGCAACUCUUCGUCCAUGUGGAAGAAGAGCAGCCAGGGCGACAUCUUGUGCAACAACUGCGCGGUGAAGAGCAGUUUAGUGGCCGCCGGGACCUCGUUCUCCUCCGCCUUCUCCUCCUUCUCCUCCCCGGCCUCUGCUGGAGCCUCCGCCGGCAGCCCUGCCGGGAAGCAGUGCAAACAGGAGAUCCACAGGAGGUCAGCUCGCCUGAGGAGCACCAAGUACAAAACUCCUGCGUCUGACAAGAAAGUUUCCACCAAAGGCAAAGGGAGAAGACACAUUUUUAAAUUGAAGAAUCCAAUCAAGGCUCCAGAAUCUGUAGCAACCAUCAUCACUGCAGAGUCUGUCUUCCACAAGGGUGUGUUCUACCAGACCGGGGAUGUGAUCAAGGUGGUUGACGAGGAGGAUGGAAAGUCCUACUUUGCUCAGAUCCGAGGUUUUGUCCAGGACCAGUACUGCCAGAAGAGUGCCGCUCUCACCUGGCUCCUCCCCACUCAGGACAGUCCUCAGGGGCACUUUGAUGCUGGCACCUACAUCCUGGGUCCAGAAGAAGAGCUGCCCAGGAAGAUGGAGUACCUGGAGUUUGUGUGCCACGCCCCCUCCGAGUACUUCCGGUCCCGCAGCUCACCUUUCCCCACGCUGGUCAGUCGGGCAGAGAGAGGCUACAUCUGGACUCACAUCGGGCCCUCACCUGGGCGGGGCCUCAAGGAGGCUGUGGGCGGGGCUAGUUAGCGUUAGCACCUGGACCUUUUGUACAGUCCUGCUCCUGGUCCUGGUCCUUGUCCCGGUCCUGGUCUCACCUUCACGGCCUCAGGCAGACCCAGCAGUCAAAGACCAUCUGCACAUUUAAAGUCUUGUUGACAAAUACAUCAUGUCGAUGUUUUGUUUACAAGUAAACACAUCUGUACGUUUGACAAAUACAUCAUGUCAAUAUUUUUUUUACAAGUAAACAUUUUUGAAUAAAAAUGACGAUGAUUUGUUUGCAAGUAAACAAAAAUAUGUUUGAAAAAUAAUGUAAAUGAGUUGUUUUCAGUAAACAAAGCUGUUUGCAAAAGAAACCAUGUCAAGGUCUUAGACAAAUGUUUGUAAAGUAAAUCAUGGUAAAUAUUUUGUUUGCUAGUAAACAAAUCUGUUUGAAUAAUGUAAAUGUUUUGUUUACUAGCCAACAAAACUGUUUAUAAAAUAAAUCAUUUACAUUUUUGUUUACCAGCAAACAAAUCUGUUUAAAAAAUAAAUUGUGUACAUGUUUUGUCUACUAGUAAACAAAUCUCUUUGAAUAAUGUAAAAGUUGUGUUUACUUGUAAACAAAUCUGCUUUAAAUAAAUUAUGUAAAUGUUUUGUUUACUAGUAAACAAAUCUGUUUAAAAAACAACUUAUGUAAAUGUUUUGUUUGCUAGCAAACCAAUCUGUUUGAAUAAUGUAAAUGUUUUGUUUACUAGCAAACAAAUCUGUGUUUAAAAAAUAAAUCAUGUACAUGUUUUGUCUACUAGUAAACAAAUCUGUUUGAAUAAUGUAAAAGUUGUGUUUACGUGUAAACAAAUCUGCUUUAAAUAAAUUAUGUAAAUGUUUUGUUUACUAGUAAACACAUUUGUGUUUGAAAAAUAAAUAAUGUAACUGUUUUGUUUACUAGUAAACAAAUAUGUUUAAAAACAACUUAUGUAGAUGUUUUGUUUGCUGAUAAAAUCUGUCUAAAAAUAAUUUAUGUAAAUGUUUUGUUUGCUAGUAAACAAAUCUGUUUGAAUAAUGUAAAAGUUUUAAAAUCUGCUUUAAAUAAAUUAUGUAAAUGUUUUGUUUACUAGUAAACACAUUUGUGUUUGAAAAAUAAAUGUAAAUGUUUUGUUUGCUAGUAAACGAACCUGUGUUUGAAAAAUAAAUCAUAUAAAUAUUUUUUGAUUGGCAACACUAAAUGGUCCCUAGUGUGUGAAUGUUGUCUGUCUAUCUGUGUUGGCCCUGUGAUGAGGUGGUGACUUGUCCAGGGUGUACCCCGCCUUCCGCCUGAUUGUAGCUGAGAUAGGCGCCAGCGACCCCCGUCACCCCAUAAGGGAAUAAGCGGUAGAAAAUGGGUGGAUGGAUGGAUAUAAAUAUUUUGUCUACUGGUAAACAAUGUUUUGUUUACUAGCAAACAAAUCUGUGUUUAAAAAAUAAAUAAUGUAAAUGUUUUUUCUACUAGUAAACGAUGUUUUGUUUACUAGCAAACAAAUCUGUGUUUAAAAAAUAAAUGUAAAUGUUUUGUCUACUGGUAGACAAAUAUGUUUGAAUAAUGUAAAUGUUUUGUUUACUAGUAAACAAAUAUGCUUUAAAUAAGUUAUGUAAAUGUUUUGACUACUGGUAAACAAUGUUUUGUUUACUAGCAAACAAAUCUGUUUAAAAAAUAAUGUAAAUGUUUUGUCUACUGGUAAACAAAUAUGUUUGAAUAAUGUAAAUGUUUUGUUCACUAGUAAACAAAUAUGCUUUGAAUAAAUUAUGUAAAUGUUUUGUUUACUGGUAAACACAUUUGUGGAAAAAUCAUUUAAUGUUUUUUUUACGGGUAAAAAAAUCUGUGUCUGAAAAAUAAAAUAUGUAAAUGUUUUGUUUACUACUAAAACAAAUCUGUUUAAAAAUAAAUGAUGUAAAUGUUUUGUUUUUAGUAAACAAACCUGCGUUUGAAAAAUUAAUUAUGGAAAAUGUUUUAUUUACUAGUAAAGAGAUUUGUGAAACAUUUAAAUGUUGGUUUACUCGUAAACAAAUGUGUUUGAAAAAUAAUGAAAAUUUGUUUACAGGUAAACAAAGAUAUGUUAGAAAAAUAAUGUGCUGUUUUCAGUAAACAAACCUGUUUAAAAAAUAAAUCAUGUAAAUAUUUUUUCUUCUAGUAAAACAAAUCUGAAUAAUGUACAUGUUUUGUUUACUGGUAAACAAAUUUGUGUUUGAAAAAUACAUCUAAAUGUUUUGUUGACUAGCAAACAAAUCUGUUUGAAUAAUGUA